This is a messenger RNA of Sodiomyces alkalinus F11, 702 nucleotides long. RefSeq lists its product as hypothetical. The transcript is spliced from 6 exons. NCBI's taxonomy places the organism in Eukaryota, Fungi, Ascomycota, Sordariomycetes, Glomerellales, Plectosphaerellaceae. The coding region runs from base 1 to 702 and encodes 233 amino acids. The record is from RefSeq and is a predicted model, not a curated record.
AUGGAAGAAGAUGUCGGGGCCGAUUCUGCCGACUUAUCACUGUCCCAGCCAGAACUUUUCACCCCACUAUGGGGAGACAGUGGGUCGCAUUACAACGAUAAGCUUCUUAUCCAGCCUAUCGAAACGACUACGCAAUAUGGUAGCACAGGGGUCGAGUUCACCGCCUUCGACUCGGGGAGAAGAAGUCCCUACGAACGAUACUCACUGGACUUGCUGUGCGCCAAUCAGGCUAUCCGGCAUGUCUCGCAUCUUAUCAAUGUCUACAUGUCCCCCGUAACGAGGGACUACCCGCUGUCUUCCAAGUCAUGCCACAUGUAUAGUCUUAACACGGUCUCGUAUCACACCUCUCGUAUCACUCUAUCUCUCCCCCGUCUCUGUGCGAUUUACACGUCCCGGGCUUGGUACGGAGAUGGUGGUCUCAUGCGUCAGACCAUCCUGCAAAAUGCAGAAGGAUGUGCACCAGUGUGCAUGACGCAGGGAGCUCAGUCUUCUGUUAAUGAGCUCUGGCACCCCUCUACCAUCCACGUCGAUCUACACGACGAGAAGGCAGCGUGUAUGAGAAGUGUCUAUGAACUUCGGCGCUGCGGGACGUCUCAUCGAUCCAUAAACCUCCGUCGAUAUUCGGAGUUCCUCCUUGGGGACAGUCGCGAUGAAUUAUGUCUGUUGUCUGAGGAGAAGCAUGUGUCGGCCGCGCUAGCAUAA